GCUAAACAAUCCUUUCCCGCAAUAUAUCCGAAUUGCUAAAUGAACCACACACACGGUAUGUCGUCGUACACACAUGUACCACACCGUCACACAUAGCAGAAUCGCUUAACUGACGACUGUGUGUUACUUUUAAUUAAUAAAUAGCUCAAUAUAAACAGCACAGUCUAAUAACAUUCCUUCCUCCUUGGUCUAAUCUCCAGCAGUUGUUACGUCAUCUCUCAUCGUGUGAACUGUACCUCGCACGCAGUGAUGAGAGGAUUCUCCAGUCCAUGUAUGAAUGGGAAUUGUCUUCAAUGAAUUGCUCGGAUUCUUACAACUUAAAUCAUCAUCUGGAAAAUGAAGUGAAUUAAUCUUGGCUUAUCAAAGAUCAACAGCUUUCAUUAUCUCAUUCCAAGCAACACAACUGCGGAAAAUGUCGGAGUUAUCAACCGAAACUGAAAUGACCUUUGAGCGACCCAGCAGCAGAUAUGAAAAUCUGUCCAGCCGUUUCCUUCAGAAAGGUCGCAAUUUUAGGCGACAGUAUGCCCAUCUUUAUGCAGAGCGUUUGUGCAGUAUGUAUACUCGGUUGACAGAGACAGCCAACAGAAAAUGGGGAGAGUCAGUUUUGAUGCGCAAAUUGUUUGAACUGAAGGCAGAUGAGGAGUGUUGCGUGAUUGGAACCUUAUUUAAAAGUAUGGAACUCAAACCCAGCAUUCUGAAAGAAAUCAGCGAAGAUCACAACAUGGUUCCGCAGCCGAAAAGGGACAAGUACAUAGCAGAUACAGACACAUUGAUUCUAGAAGAUGAACUCCAAAGAAUUGUUCUCCUUGGAAAUAUUGAUGUCCAAAAGGCUGUUACAGGUGUGGUUAUAGUUGUAUACGGUCACGAGAGAGAUGAUGGGAAGUUUCAAGUGGAAGACUUUUGUACAGCAGACCUCCCAGUGCAGAUUCCUCGUACAAAUCUGGACCAAGAUAGGUACAUUGUCUUGGUGUCUGGUCUGGGUGUUGGGGAGAAGGGUCAUCACCUUAUGACCCUUCAGCUUCUACUUGAUUUAAUAACCGGUCAGCUAGGGGGUCCUGAGGAGCAGGAGAUGUAUUCAAAGGUUGUACGAGUCAUUGUUGCCGGUAAUAGUCUCAGUAAGGACACACAGACUGCUGAUGCACUCAAUACGGCCAAAUACUUGAGUCGUAAGGUGAAAGCAGGCACAGUAGAAGCUGUCAAGGCAUUGGAUGAUAUAUUUGCUCAACUUGCUAGUUGUGUUGCUGUUGAUGUGAUGCCUGGUCCAAAUGAUCCCUCAUUCUGCUUCUUGCCUCAGCAGCCCCUGCAUCGAUGUAUGUUCCCCCAAGCCUCUGUUUAUCCCACAAUGCGCUCUGUCACAAACCCAUAUGAAGCGUGUGUUGAUGGUGUUAGAUUUCUAGGGACAUCUGGGCAGAACAUAACGGACAUAUUCCAGUAUACUGAUAUGGAGGAUGGCAUGGAGAUAUUGGAGGCGACUCUUAAAGCCUGUCAUGUAGCACCCACGGCUCCAGAUACAUUAGCUUGCUAUCCUUACUAUGAUGAAGAUCCAUUCAUUGUGUCCGAGUGUCCACACGUCUACUUUGCUGGCAACCAGAACAAAUUCCAAAGCAAAAUCUGGAAAGGUCAAUCUGGGCAGAAGGUUCUACUGAUAACAGUUCCACAGUUUAUGAGCAGCCAUGCCUGUGUGUUAUUGAAUCUACGCACACUCAGCUGUACACCUCUUGUGUUUUCCAGUGACAUCAAUCCAAGCAAUGCUGAAUGAACGCAUCAGUGUCUACCAGUACUGUCCGAUACUGUGUAUAUCGCUUUUACAAUAUCUAACAUCACUGGCUCAGCCAGAAGGAAGCUGUAAAGAAACUUUUUGCUUGUCAGGUUUCUUUUCAUAAAUAAUAAGGUUGCCAGUCAUAAACACUGCAAGUAACGAGGUAGGGGUCCAUAGGCUUGGUUACAUGACGAGGGAGUGGCCUAAUCUUGGGUAUAUUUCAAGGCUGCAUUGGAAAUCACAUGGUAGGAGCCUAGAAUUGGUCAUAUUGCAAGCCUAUUGGAAAUCGGCUUGGUCACACUGCAAAUUACAUGUCAUGGCUAUUGUUGUGCUUCGGUAGUUUUGUAGGCCCUUGUCUAAAUCUGAAUUCUAUUCAGCAUCCUAAUGACAAAGCAUCUUAAUGGAAACCUCACUUCAUUAGAGAAGACAAUGAAUCUUGUCUCUAUGUGCAAAUGUCUACAAAUCUUUUCCAAGUAACAAUACUGAACAAGAUAAACCUGGUUGCAGUUACUCAAUUGAGCAGGUUGAUGCUCAAAGUCAAUAAUGGCGUUUUGGAAAACUUUUGUUUAAUUUAGCUUCUUACUGGUAAAUUGUAUAAUAUUCUAUUUCUCUAGACUAUAGCAAUUAUGCUUGGAAUAAAUAAAUAUUCUAUUCUCAAGA
This is a messenger RNA of Asterias rubens (European starfish), 2419 nucleotides long. Its product is annotated as DNA polymerase delta subunit 2-like. Gene Ontology annotation, biological process: DNA strand elongation involved in DNA replication; DNA replication. The record is from RefSeq and is a predicted model, not a curated record. The coding region runs from base 413 to 1759 and encodes 448 amino acids. NCBI's taxonomy places the organism in Eukaryota, Metazoa, Echinodermata, Asteroidea, Forcipulatida, Asteriidae. Gene Ontology annotation, cellular component: delta DNA polymerase complex. The transcript has 12 exons. Gene Ontology annotation, molecular function: DNA binding.